AUGGCUCAAGAAGAGGAUGCUCCGAAUGAAUAUUCUCGAGAUCUACCAAGGAAAGACGGUGAUUCUAGCCUUCAGUUGGUUCUUGAUCAGUUGGCAUCACUGAAUGCUAAGUUUGCAAGCGCUAAUUUGAUUUAUACUACAGAUGCUCCAACACUUUCACGAGAGGAUCUUGGCAUGUAUGCAGUCGAAGAGCGAACCGAGGAUCUGAACUACAUGGCCAACAACAACUACACGAACUCAUACAAUCCUGGUUGGAAGAAUUAUCCCAAUCUCUCCUACAAGUCGAACAAUGUUGAGAACCUCACGCCGAACAACUUCAGAGCAUCGAACAACCCAAAUCAGAGGAUCCCUCCCGGCUUUACUUUUCAAUCUAGGGGUCCUAAUCAGAACUCCAACUACAGAGGUCCCGAACAAUCCUACAACAACCCUGCACCUCCAGGUAACCGUGAUCUCGCUCAAGAUACACAUGCUCUUCUUCAACAGUUUAUCCAGACGCAGGAGAAGACAACUCAGGAGUUUCUCACGCAGUUCGCGAAUAUUGAUGCUCAUUUUAAGCUCGUGGAUAAUCAGAUUGCUCAGUUAACAUCAGCCAUUCAAAGACCAUCUAGGUCUCUUCUAGGUAACUCUGAGACCAACCCUCGUGAACAUGUCAAUGCUAUUACCUUGAGAAGUGGUAAGCAGAUUCCCUCAUACACGAAGUAUCUUAAGGACAUCCUGACCAAAAAGAGGGUCGCUGAGAAAGAAACUGUGGCGCUUACUGCUGACUGCAGUGAUUUGAUCCAACUCGAGCUCCCGCUUAAGCGAUCUGAUCCAGGUAGCUUUUCAAUCCCUUGUAAAUUUGGUAAUGUUUCCAUCGAUCGUGCACUCUGUGAUUUAGGAGCUGGCGUCAGUCUUCUUCCAUUAUCGAUCUUCAAGAGGCUGAAUGUGGGAGCUGGCGUCAGUCUUCUUCCAUUAUCGAUCUUCAAGAGGCUGAAUGUGGGUGAGCUGAAGUCCAUUAGAAUGACUCUCCAACUUACCGAUCGUUCUAUCAAAUACCCCACUGGGAUACUCGAGGAUGUGCCGCUGAAAGUCGGAAAUUUCUAUAUCCCGGUUGACUUUGUGGUUCUCGACAUGGACGAAGAUUCUAAGAGACGAAAGGAAUGCAAGGUCGAGCUCGAGUUCAUACACAAGAGUUGCAGUACGGUUGGGUACAGACCCAACGUCUUCUCCACCACUCUCUCUCAUCUCAUCGCCACCAAUUCUGCUCAUCUCAUCGUCCCUUUCGUCUCCAUCAGAGAGAGGUUAAAAGAAAAAGUUGAAGAGGCGUUCGGGUGUGAAUUCGAGCUGUUCAUCGAAUUCACCGGCUUAGUCAGCUGGUGCAGAGGAGCAAACAUUGGAUGGCACAGCGAUGAUAACAGACCCUAUCUAAAACAAAGACACUUCACGGCAGUUUGUUACUUGAAUAGUUACGGAAAAGAUUUCAAUGGCGGACUUUUCCAUUUCCAGAGUGGAGAACCAGCAACCUUUGCUCCUUCUGCUGGUGAUGUAAUCUUGUACACAGCUGAUAGCCGGAAUAUCCAUUCUGUUGAUGAGGUAUCAGAUGGAGAAAGACUGACUCUUACACUUUGGUUCAGUCGUGAUUCAUCCCAUGAUGAGGAUUCAAAGCUCGUUUCCCGUCUUUCCCGACACCCAUCUCUUCCUCUCAGCGGAUCACUUGAGUCUUGUCUCCCAUUGCCUGCAUCAAGCAACAUGUAUUGGUUUUCUCCCGAUCAAGAAGCUGGUAGUCAGAGCAUAGGUUUUAACAUUUGCAUGGCGAGGUUGCAUGUCCUUGGUUUUGAUUCAGAUUUCUCCCAAGAACACGAGAAUCUCGAGCACUUUUCAGAACAACUCAUGGGACCUAUACAACUAGCAAAAGGAGGAGAAUUGUUUAACUGGAAAUUCGCCAACAUUUUGCAUGCCCUUCAGGUAGUUCAGUUCUACCACUGGAAGGCUCAUGAACUGGAGACAUUGAAUGCUGGAGAACACAUUGUGAAAGAGAUUAGCCCUCUGUCCAAACCUCAGUUGGAAAGAAUCGGUGCCCUAAAGUCCGUUUUCCUGCACGACAAGCCGGAAUUGGUAAGCAAGAUUUUCGGGUGUUCGAGCUUUGAGAACGGGAAGAACUCGUUGGACUUGAUGGGUCUGUCUGCUGUGAUCGUGGCUUGGAAUGAAUAUACCUGUAAGUUACUUGAGGAACUGAGAUUGUUCUUGCCUCACUGGGAAACUUAUCAAACGAUAUUCAAAGUCCAAUCCUGUUAGAGUCUUAGAUCUCGGACCUGAGAUAGUUUUCUCUGUAAUCUGUAUCAGAUUCAUGGUUCGAUUACUUUUAAAUCAUUACUAAUUACCCAUUUCCACUUGAGUA
Molecule: messenger RNA, 2377 nt
Organism: Tarenaya hassleriana
Lineage: Eukaryota; Viridiplantae; Streptophyta; Magnoliopsida; Brassicales; Cleomaceae
Exons: 11
Coding region: 1-2274 (757 amino acids)
Biological process (GO): collagen metabolic process
Source: RefSeq, a predicted model, not a curated record